Molecule: messenger RNA, 2254 nt
Organism: Dermacentor andersoni
Lineage: Eukaryota; Metazoa; Arthropoda; Arachnida; Ixodida; Ixodidae
Product: protein unc-93 homolog A-like
Biological process (GO): regulation of muscle contraction; regulation of potassium ion transport
Cellular component (GO): plasma membrane; striated muscle dense body
Molecular function (GO): potassium channel regulator activity
Source: RefSeq, a predicted model, not a curated record
GUGUGCUUCUAGCAGCACGUAUAAAAAACAGAGCGCGUAAAUCAAUGGAACAUGAGGAGGAAGAGGAAGAUGCUGAAGCUUGGCCUAGGGCGCGCGUUCGCCGUGCAUGGCGUUUCUCUUCCGCUUCGAAUAUCUGCAUAGAGUGCGCCGCGUAGCCCACCGGAAGACCAUGGUGGGCGUUGGGAGAAGCUGAGGUUCAGCAGAAGGCGGCGUGGAGAACCUCCCGCGGGCGAUGGCUUUCCGGUUUCACUGAGCGCCUCCUGGUCUGCAGCAGCGAGUCGGGCGAGCGCCAUGCUGCCGUGUAGCGUCGAGCACAGACCUUGCCGCAAGAUGUGUCCUCAUAGAUGCGGAGCGCGUGCCACGUCGUCCGGCGGCAAUGUGCCGUAAAGGCGCGGGGUGACGGCAUGCAAGCGAGCAGCCCGGGCCAGGGUCACUUAGAGCCGAGGGGCAGCGUGGGCGUCCUGUCCCCGGCGGAAGCGGAAGGACCUUGCUGGGACCCGCGGCAGCGCAAGCAGCGACUGCGCAGAAAUCUGCUCGUGGUGAGCGCCAGUUCAUUCCUCGUCAACUCGGCCUUCCUGUCGCUGAGUCACCUGCAGACGAACGUGCUGAACGUCGAGAGCGGCCUAGGCACAGUGUCGCUGAGCGCCAUUUCAUCCUCGUUCGUGCUCUCGUGCAUGUUCCUGGCGCCCUUCUUCAUCAGCGUGGCGGGCCUCAAGAUUACCAUUGGCGCUUGCACUCUACUCUAUACGCCGUACUUCAUCGCCAACUUCUAUCCGCACUGGGUGACCGUGCUGCCCACAUCUUUCGUACUGGGUUUCGGAGCAGGGCCAUUGUGCACGGCCAACAGUGCGUACGUGGCCGAGCUGGCUACCCAGUACGCCGGACUACAUCGCCAGAACGCCGACGCGGCGCUGGGCCGCUUCUUCGGCGUUUUCCUUAUGUUCGGCCAAUUGUCCCAAGUGUUCGGAAAUCUCCUGUCGUACGUGGUCCUCGGGGCCGGUGGCACCACUACGGAUGGCACUGUGGUGAACCAGGAGGCCAGCAGUGACAAGCGCGCCAGUUGUGGAGUUAACUUUUGCCCUCAAUCGGCGCUUCCGACCAACAUAACAGCACCGUCAGUGACAAGCCGCUUCCAGUUGUGCGUGGUGUACACGGCUUUUGGGUGGAUCGCCGCGCUGGUCGUCUUCCUGCUGCUCGAUCCGCUUGAGCGCAAGGUGCAGCGCCAUGACAGGGCAUCCCUGCAACUGCUCAUGCUCACUAUGCGACACAUGAAGAACCCGUACCAGAUAUUCAUCAUCCCCUUGACCAUUUUCAGCGGAUUGGAGAUUGCGUUCAUUGCGGACGACUUCACGAAGGCGUACAUCACAUGCACAUGGGGCGUAUACUACGUGGGGUUGUUCUUGGUGAGCCUCGGCGUGUCUGGAGCUCUCUUCUCGCUAAGCUUCGGCUGGCUGCUGCACCUCACUGGCCGGCCGCAGAUGGUGCUGCUCGGCGCCGUGGUGAACGUGGCCAUGAUCAUUCUCAUGCUCAGCUACGAGACCGGCUACCUUCUCCUGGUCCUACUUGUUGCCUCCGGGGUCUGGGGCAUCGCCGACGCUGCCUGGACCACGCACCUCAUCUCCUUCUACGCCGUGGCCUUCUGGCAGAACCCGGAGGCAGCAUUCGCCAGCUGCCAUCUGUGGCGAUCCGUCGGCACCAUCGCUUCGCUGAGCUACAGCAACCUCGUGUGUACCGACAUGAAGCUGUACAUUCUGCUGUGCGUGCUCACCGUAGGUGUGGCCGGGUACUUUGCCGUGGACGCCGAAGUGAAGCGCGCCGCUGCUGCCGUGGCGCUGCCGCACGCCACCGUGGUCAGCGCCACCGUGACGCCCAUCGUGAGCGCGGCCGGCCUGCAGCCGUUAGCCGCGGCCCGAAGCCUCGACGCGGGCAUUCCAGUCGUCAUCCCCGCCCUGCUCACCUCGAACCCUGUGGCGGCACGAUGAGCUCAGUAAACUGGCCCCAUGCUGGCCCGUGCUCCUCUACAUUGGGGGCGCCCUCCGUGUUGCUCCUCUCUCGCACGCCUGGGUGGACCGCCAUCGGCGGCUGGGUGUGUGUGUGUUUGCGUGCGCCUACUUGUUGUCGUUUGGAAACUGAGCCUCGAGCCUCUACCAUGUUUCGCCUGACAUAAGGAAACGAUUAUUAAAUAUGUCUCGUUCGUUGCCAAGGUAGUGCGGCUUUACCAUCGUAUCGGAAUCAGCGUGCCGAAUGCAUUUAG